AUGGAUGUCCUGUGGCUGGUGCUUCUAGCUGCACUGUGCACCUUUUUCCUGGGAGUCUUUGUCUGGGCUGUCUUUGAGCUCGUCCUCCCCACAGGUGUCCUCUCUACUCUGCAAUGUCCUGCCAAGUUCCGAUUUCUGCGCUGCGUGUUCCUCUACAUGGUCACUUCGACUCCCCCAAGAAAGACAGACUUUGCUAUAAAGUGGGCUCUCCAUAUCCGCGGGUCCUGCAUCCAUGGAUGGGGGCUCGACUGUAAGAGACUGAGCAAUGAAGAUGUUGGGAAGCCCUUGAAUGGUGCUUUUAUUCCCCCGGAAGUCUGGAAGAAGUACUGGAAGUUCAGCGUGGACAGCGUACCCGAGAGAUUCAAGAAGACAGACUACCAACCCGUAUUUCCUGCCCUUUUCAAUGAGGCUGCCUAUCUAGAACAAUCCUUGUUGGAUGUGGAACAUACAGCCCUCAUAAAGGAUGACGAGACCAUUGCCCAGCUUCCCGAGGCCUUCCUGGUGAGCUAUGACAUCCUCCGUGACGACAUCUUGCUCUAUAAGAAGUGCUUGGAGGACCAGUGGGUCCCCGUGACAUGGUAGCACGUGAAGGAUGGCUUUCAUGGAUCUCUGAUAUUAUUUGAUAGGAACCUUUCUCUCCCAUACUCCCUGAAAAUGGUGAAUGCUGUAGUCAGUUAUAUAAAGAGCACAGUGUAA
Messenger RNA from Kogia breviceps (pygmy sperm whale), 696 nucleotides. It is a transcript of the gene AADACL4, whose product is annotated as arylacetamide deacetylase like 4. NCBI's taxonomy places the organism in Eukaryota, Metazoa, Chordata, Mammalia, Artiodactyla, Physeteridae. The record is from RefSeq and is a predicted model, not a curated record.